This is a messenger RNA of Schizosaccharomyces japonicus yFS275, 3412 nucleotides long. RefSeq names its product guanyl-nucleotide exchange factor. Gene Ontology annotation, biological process: intracellular protein transport; positive regulation of TORC2 signaling. The record is from RefSeq and is a predicted model, not a curated record. Bases 232 to 3303 code for a protein of 1023 amino acids. NCBI's taxonomy places the organism in Eukaryota, Fungi, Ascomycota, Schizosaccharomycetes, Schizosaccharomycetales, Schizosaccharomycetaceae. The transcript has a single exon. Gene Ontology annotation, cellular component: membrane; Ric1-Rgp1 guanyl-nucleotide exchange factor complex.
GAAAAUUGUUUAUACCUUGUCCUCUCCCAUACAAAGUUCAUCUCAAAAUAAGUUGGAUCAAUCGCGCUCGUGUUAGACUUUAGAGCGUCUAAGAAGCUGUAUAGUGUUUAAUAACAGCAUCUUUGUCCUGUAGGAGCUACUGGUUUAUUCAGACGCCGGCCUUUUGCGUCGGUGUAACCAGUUUUUGUCCUGAGUCUUGCUAAGGCUUGCUCCAUUGCUGCAUUCUUCAUUAUGUACGUUCCCAAUGGAGUUCCCCAAUAUCUAGAACUUUAUUGUUAUCCUCUCCGCAUUUUAAAACUUCGAAAAAACCCCGUUUUUGUUGUCUUAACUCAAAGUGAUAUUUUGAUAUACCAAACCCAUCCAAUAUCUCCCCUUUUUUGUUUUAAAAAACCAAAGGCAAGUGUUUUAAAGCAUGGUUCUAAUAAUGGUCUUGCUUUUGACAGUGAUUCUAUGACAAUUGCCGUCUCUACAGACAAAAACUAUGUCGUACUGUUCCGACUUCAAUUCGAUGUCGAGGAACAGUCGCUACGUCCGUCAUCCUCAAAAACGGUGCCUAUGGAAGGGCCAGGUGAGUGUCUGGGGACAAUUAAAUGUGUUGUUCGUCACAGUCUUACUCUACGAUAUGAUUCUGGGAUUUCCUGUAUUUUUGCCCGGAAAAACGUCUUACUGUGUGCUGCUAAGAAUGUUCCUGUGUUAAACGCUGCACAUUACAAUGCUAAUGACAGUAAUGAUGAACAAAAACAAAAAGUGUUGACGAAAGCCAUUGACUUCUCACAACAGUCCUGGUAUAUUUCGAAGGACACGCAUAUCCAAAAACUGUUUUACGAUGAGAGCAUGGGGCUCUUUCUUUUUGUAACAGCUAAUGGUUUUGUAUAUACAUGUUUUGAUCUUUUUUCACAGCUCAAAACGAAUGAUGAUAAAAAGGGAGUAAACGGCAUUUGUGUCCAUAAUCCCAAUACGGAAUACGCAAACGAUUGUUUGGGAAAUGCCACGGCAAUUUCCGUAAACUCAAAGUUUUCAUUGGCGUAUGUCGGUACGGAAAAGGGCUAUGUGUGUGCCUAUCAAAUUCGCGACUUUGGUCGAACGUUCGUUCUCAGCCGUAUUCAUAAACCGUGUACAACAGUGCAACCAGUGUUUCAUCUAGAUACAAGUCCUGAUGGGUUCCAACUAUUAGCUGGUUUUGGUGAAUCGUGGUUUACUUACACGCCUUACUUACGGCCGGUUUCAAAUAAUACCUCUUUCGGAAGUGGUUCUUUUGGGGUCGUGGAUGGUUUUUGGGAUCUGGACGGAACAUCUUACUGUUGUUUAGAGCAGUGGAAGCCAAUUGCAAAUGACGAUGGAUCGUCUGCUAUUGCACCCGUUGCGCGUACGGCCUCCAGUACAUGCAUGACCAUUAUCCCAUUCCUACGGAAUACUAUUGCUUGUGGAGUACAAACGGCCCUUCACUUGUCUGCUCUUCAUACAACAGAUCGCAUUUUUAUCCCAAACACAUACUACACCUAUGCUUCCGAUGUUGACAAUUUUGGUGUCAAUUCAUGGAAGCAAGUUGAGUACCCACCCGAUUACAUUUGUCUUAACUGGCCAAUUCGUCAUGUUGCUUUUGACCGCGCAGGUGAGUAUGUUGCUAUCGCUGGUCGGUACGGCUUCGCAUACUGUAAGAUACAUGCGAACAAGUGGAAGAUGUUUCAUGAUGAAUUAGCUGAGCAGUCGUUUACGGUUACAGGAGGGAUGGUAUGGUAUCACAAUUUUCUUGUAUGUGCUGUGCGGACUGGCAACGGCCUAGAACUGCAGCUUUACUCGCGUGACAGGGAUCUUCUGAUCGAAAAUAUUCAAAGUCGUUUACCCGUUACUGCCCCAAUACUUACAAUUUCACGAGAUGGACCUCAUUUGCUAGCGUAUACAUCGGACAAUACGCUUUAUCACGUACAAAUUGUAGUGGAACGCGGGAGCGGUAAACUUCAAUUUGUGAGUAAAGAGGACUUUAAUAAUGUUUUCCCUACGCCUUAUCGGAUUCGGUCUUUAUCGUGGUUUUUGCCAGACUAUGCCAAAAAAUUUCCUCCAAAGCAAUUUCUUUCCUAUGCUAUAUUUAUCAUUUUGAUUGAUGGCAAACUCAUUAUCCUUACAUCUGACAAAAAGGGCACGGAAAAAAGUGUAUAUUACCAAAGUUAUAUACUGUGUAAAAACGUCGAGUUUUAUUUAUACAAUGACAAAGAGACGCAUGAAGAGGCUAGUUUAUACACGCAUUCCCUUUGGGCUAUAACGGCUGAUGGUCUGAAAGUUUGGCUAAACUUUUAUGAGCUACUUCACGUUUUUUGUCUAAAAAAGAAUACCGCUGGCGACAAUCUUGGAUCCAUUGAAGAGGAUGUUUCGUCAAACUUUGACAAAUUACAGUUAUCCAGUCCUCCACUUACAAGUGAGGUGCUUGUUUCUUCAGACGCUACCAGUGAUCGGUAUACACACUCAAGAUCUUCAAGCAGCAUAUAUUUCGGACCCAAUUCCCCGCUACCUAAGACGCUAACUGAUUUUCAAGCAGAAACAGAAAUGCGAAACCGCGCCAUCGUCUUGAACCUGACGGACAGCUUCAUGUCCAUCCUGUUGAUUAAUGGACUACUCAUGAGCUAUACAUCCGACUACCGAUCUACGAAUACUAGUGGCCUGUCAUAUGCUAACGUUGAGGUAUCCGUAAAACCAUUUGUUCCUUCACUUGCUCUAGGGUUGCUGAAAGCUGGUGAGGAAGCUGAAUCUAUCAAAAUACUGAGCAUGUUCCGUGACCAAUCUUAUGGAACCUAUUUACUCGAAAUGAUGUUACAACAAGUGGUCGUGAGUCAAGAAGAGGGGAACACAACUUGGUUAUUGUCAUCCGUUGCCCGAGUUCUUGAGCGUUUUCCCAAGCAAAAGUGGAAUGUCGUUGCGAAUUGCAUUCGCAAAAUUGAAAUGAAAUUUUGGCCGAGUAUGUUUAAAGUGUUUGGGCAACCAACGGACAUUUUUCAAAACGCUUUGCAAGAGGAUAACAUACUUGCUGCUCAGGAAUGUCUUCUUGUUCUGCACGUGCAUGAUGGAAUCUCCAAACACUGCAAGGAAAUGCUGCAGCUGUUACAGCAAGUGCAACAGCAGAAACAAACGGACGUUAUGAAUGGAUUAAUAGAUUACUUAUCAAUGCUAGACGUCGAAGGAGUUAUGAGCAACAUUCUUCGCCAAGCGUGCAAAACCAUGCAAUCGUCGUUGGACUCGGGAAUGUCCACAGAAGUUUGCGAUCAAUACACACACGAGCUCGAAGCUCGAGCUCAAGCGUUAGACCUGUAGGAAAACCUGACACAUAUACAAAAAGGGACAGCGAAAUCAUAGACUCGUAAAGCAAGCUACAUGCAUCACAAUCAUUUUCAUAAUCAAUUCAUGCAUUUCUAGAGUGUAA